AUGAUUAAGAAUCGUUUCUGUCUUUUCGUUGCAUUUCUCAAUUUUUUGUUUUUGACAGAUGCUGCUUCUGAUUGUAAUUUAAUUGACUCUUCUUUCUUCCGUUUAUAUAAUAGAAAUGGCUCUUAUAUUGAUACAAAUGUUAAAAACGCUAGUGUAUUGCUACCUUACAUAGAAAAGAAUAAUAGUUUAAUAUUUUAUCUCACUGGUUAUACAUAUGACAUCGAUUCUGACAAUGUUAAACUCAUAACGGGUGUGUAUUUAAAUUAUACGCAGGAUAAUGUCCUAGCUCUUGAUUAUCGAAAUAUCACGCAUGCGAAUUAUUUAAUUGCUGCACAUGCGAUUAAUGAUCUUGGCAAACUUGUUGCUGAUGCUUUAAAUACAUUAGUAAAUGAUGGUGUAAAUUCGGAAAAGAUACAUGUAAUUGGACACUCGCUAGGUGCACAACUUGCAGCAAGAAUUGCUCGCAAUGUGAACUUUAUAAUACCUAGAAUAACAGGUUUAGAUCCUGCUGGUCCUUUGUUUUAUUUUCCGGAUUCUCAUUUGAUAUCUUCUGAUGCUAAGUUUGUAGAUAUUAUACACACUGAUAUGGGUAUCUAUGGUUUAGCAUUGAAAACUGGUAAUGUGGAUUUCUUUCCUAAUUAUGGCCAUAGACCGCAAUCCGGCUGUGCGGUAAUCGCUCCAUUUCUGUCACAAAAAGAUCUUUGCACUCAUAAUAGAUCUUUCGAAUUUUAUGCGGAAUCGGUUAAAAACCAUACCUCUUUAAUUGCAAAAUGUUAUUCUUUAAAUGAAUGCGGCGGCGUUGAAUAUAUUCCAAUGGGAUAUGCUACACCCAGUAAUGCGACUGGUAAUUAUUAUCUCCUAACAAAUGCAGAGAGUCCUUUCGGCCGAGGUUUAGCAGGAGCAACUUUUAAUUCACAUGUAAUUAUACCUAUAGCAUAA
Apis laboriosa (Himalayan honeybee) is the source of this 939-nucleotide messenger RNA. Its product is annotated as pancreatic lipase-related protein 2-like. The transcript is spliced from 7 exons. Gene Ontology annotation, molecular function: lipase activity. NCBI's taxonomy places the organism in Eukaryota, Metazoa, Arthropoda, Insecta, Hymenoptera, Apidae. The record is from RefSeq and is a predicted model, not a curated record. Bases 1 to 939 code for a protein of 312 amino acids.